Ochlerotatus camptorhynchus is the source of this 8034-nucleotide messenger RNA. It is a transcript of the gene cdi, whose product is annotated as center divider. Gene Ontology annotation, cellular component: cytoplasm; nucleus. NCBI's taxonomy places the organism in Eukaryota, Metazoa, Arthropoda, Insecta, Diptera, Culicidae. The record is from RefSeq and is a predicted model, not a curated record. Gene Ontology annotation, biological process: actin cytoskeleton organization; protein phosphorylation. Gene Ontology annotation, molecular function: protein serine/threonine kinase activity; ATP binding. The coding region runs from base 1294 to 4602 and encodes 1102 amino acids. The transcript has 9 exons.
GGCUACACUGCUGUCGGGGUGACGGACGGACGUGAAAGCAUUCGGUGUGUUGCCGAUGCCAAAGCAAAACUAGAGUCGGUGUGCUGCAGUUCGGACGCGUUUUUUUCUUCCUCUCGUAGCAUGUUUUUGGAUACGCGGAUGGUGUGUGUUGAUUUUUGAUUGAACAGAAUCGCGACUUUUCCUCCACUGUGUUCGCUCUUAGUGGGAUGCUUUUGGAUUGCAGUUUUUCUUUCGGUACACAAUUUUGGCCAUACAAAAUGGAUUGACUAACGAGAUUGCGGUGAAAUUUGUUGUGUAAAAGAGUGCUUAGUGAAAGAAUUUUCCUCUGUGGAUCGUAAAACGGAUGCGACAUACGUGCGUUCUAGAGCACCAGUGGAUGAGAAGAAAACCAGGAGUUUUUGAUGUGAAAUGAAAAUGUGACGUUUCCUGUCUGUUGAUGGAAAAAUUGAUUCCAAGUUAAUAUCGGAAUAAUGAAGCGAAAAACGUCAGCAAUGUGUAUUUACUGUUUCCAAUGCAAAAAUGAUGUUUUUUUUUAUCUCUGAAUGGGUUGCGGAUGGCAGAGUAGCAGCAACAAUGGUGGAUUACUUGGGGAUGCUACUCGGCUGCCCUGUCUGAUGCUGUUAAAUUGUAAGGAAGAAAUAAUGGUGGUAUGUGCGCAAAAAUAAUUGAAAAAUUUGAAUUUCACCGUGCAAGGGAAAUAAUUCACUUUCAGUGUGAAGAUGAAUGCAGAGUGUAUGUUGCUGGGAUGGAAUUUGAAUUGAUGUGCGUCAUUUCUGAAAAUUCCAAUGAAGUUUCAACAUACGUUUUGGAAUAGCUUUAAGGAACAUUCCAUCGGUUAAAGCACAGUGGAAAAUUCGCAUCUAGUGGCCAUAGAACUCCCGUAUCCAGUGACUUCCAUCCAUGCAACUAACGAUAGCAGGGUGCAAAGUGAAGAGCAGUGUCAAAUAUAAUGCGGUUGUGAGAUAUUAGAAUAUGAAUGAGGUUAGAGAUAGUGGCAACGAAAAAUCAGCUUUGGCUAUCAACUGGUAAUGAAGAUAUCGAAUUUCAAUUAGGGAAUUGUUUGCACGAUAAAGUGUGCUAAAGAAGAGGUUUUCUGUUAAGGGUGGUCGUUUUGUUCUUAUAUUCAGGAAUCAAAUCAUAGCAAGUGUGAACAACAAGUUGUUUUAUCCAUUCCCAUCGGAUGGGCUAUGGGCGGUAGUGUGCAAUGAGCAGUUGUUUUGACUGUUGGUCAGUUGUAGUGAAACAAAAUUUCGGUAUCAAUCUAGUGCAGUUUAUAAUUGUGAGCUGAUAACGAUGAACGUAGGACAGCAUAGUGGCCCAGGGCCGCCACUCAACCGCACUGGCUGCUCGGAUCGCUCGGUUACCGGACCUUCCUGCAGGGCACUGCGUACGGCCGUGUCGGCAUUGUAUUGCUUGGAUGAUUUCAUACGGGAAAAGAUCGGUGCUGGUUUCUUCUCGGAGGUCUAUAAGGUGACACAUCGGACGACCGGCGACGUGAUGGUGCUAAAGAUGAACCAGCGCAGAGCAAACCGGCCCAACAUGCUGCGAGAAGUACAGCUGCUGAACAAGCUGUCGCAUCCGAACAUCCUAAGAUUCAUGGGCGUCUGUGUGCAAGAAGGUCAGUUGCACGCCCUCACCGAGUACAUCGAAGACGGUUCACUGGAGCAGCUGAUCGCAAACAGCACCGUAUAUUUGUCACCGCUGUUGAAAAUACGAAUCGCACUCGGGAUCGCCCGGGGGAUGCAGUACGUGCACGACGUCGGUAUCUUUCAUCGGGACCUGACAAGCAAGAAUGUGCUCGUGAAAAGAACUGCAGACGGUAUGUACGAUGCAGUGGUCGGAGAUUUUGGACUGGCAGCCAAUAUCCCGCGUAAAUGUGGUAAACCACGACUGGACACAGUAGGUUCGCCCUACUGGAUGAGUCCCGAGUGCUUGAAAGGGCAAUGGUACGAUCAAACCAGUGACGUGUUUUCCUACGGGAUCAUCCUCUGCGAGCUGAUUGCGCGGAUUGAGGCUGAUCCUGACUUCAUGCCAAGGACUGAUUCAUUCGGACUGGAUUACAUCGUGUUUGCCGAUCUCUGUCCGAAUGAUACGCCACCGGCGUUUCUAAGACUGGCUUUUUAUUGUUGUACCUAUGAUCCAAAGAGUCGUCCCACGUUUACCGAGUGCAUCAAGAAAUGCACGUUGCUGUCGGACGUGUGUGAAGACACCUACAGUCAACAGCAGCUUAGGCAUAGUAUAAGCAAUGGCACUAACACUAACACCGUCCUAUCCUCGCCAGCGUCUGCAAACGGCAAUGGUCCAUCCUCGGUGAUAUCACCCGCAUCAGUGACCUGUUCCUCUGUACAUAGUAGUAGCAGUAGUAGUACCAACGGUUCCGGUAACAAUAGCAUUAGUGUUAGUCACAACAAUGGCACGACGGCAGCACCGAUUGUAAAGAAUGUUAUUGGCAAGCGGAAUUCAAUAGAUGUCACCAACAUCAGCCCAACGAGUGAGAACGCUCAAGGUGGCAAAGAAAAUCUAAGCCGUGAAAAUAGCUUAAACGGUGACCGUGAUGGAGAUAAUCCUCUCCAUCAUCGGCGAUCACUUUCCGAGAACGUUAUCGUGUUUCCGCCUCAUACCACGCCUAGCGAUAAAGCACGCUACCACAUGUAUCAACGAACGGCUGUCAGUAGUAACCUAGCCGAAUCGGUUAUUCCGGAAUUACCGACCUAUUCAAACCAGACCCUCCGGAAAGUUGCUGAGACGAUGCUGCUGAAGGAUCCGCAGUAUAAACUCCUCGCCAAAACCGACCAGGGUGGAGUUCCCAAGGCGAAUCCAUUCAGUACGCUGUCGCAGUUGAAAGGGGUUAAGAAGAUUCUUGGACCGAACCCGGCGGUCACGACAUACAGCUCGGGAGAUUUAUUCAGUUCCUGUUUCGAAAUAUCGGCUCCACUGCUACGAGAAUGGAAUAUAGUACAAAAUAGGAAUGCGAAAAAUCGAGAUGGUUUAAGCAGCGGUGGUAGCAGCAUUGAGGGUCAACCUAAAAGUUUACCAAGUUCACCAACGUCUCCGCGGAAGGAGUAUUGCGAUGAAAAUGAAGAGGAGAGCGCAACUACAAAAGCAAGGGUAACAAGUAAAUCCAAACACUCCGACCAACAAGAAAAUGGUUCAACAGAUGAAAUGACAAAUCUAGCAGGAUACACAUUCUCCCGCAAAGUGUCGGUCGGAGGUGGAUCUGGGAUUAAAAAGUAUCGUGCCAAUUUCACUGAACUCUCUAGUCACCCACUCUACAAAAGUGGCGCGAUUGAGAUUGAAUCUAGCAGUGUUGAUGAAUGUGCUGCGAAUGGCAAUUCCACUGGCAACAACACCGAUAGCGGGACUGAGGAAGGAGGAAACGAUAUUAUACCAUCGCUGGUUAAUGGCGGUCCAGGAGGAAUCAAGAAAUCUUCUUCAAGUGUUAUUGGGGAGGGAGUUCUAGAAACGCCCAGAAUAUUGACGAGGAGAGGUUCGACUGAAAGUGGGUUCUUUUCAUGCUUGAACGAAGACUUUAGUACGUACAAAUCGUCACAAUGCUGCUGCAUGGAUAAAGUCAAUUUCGAAUCUGCCGAUCGGUUAUCCGUCUGUAGGUGUGUCUAUGGAGGUGUGAAUAAUAUCGCUGGGAAACUCGAGGAUUUAGAAUUGGCCUCCAAUCAAACGUUGAACGAUAACUCAAGCAUACUGCUGUUUGACGAUACAUCUACGAAUGUGAGCUCGUUGAGAAGUAUGGAUGAUCUUGAGCUGUCAGAUUCAAUCAGGAAAAAGUUCAACUAUCGACACCACAUGCUCAGCAAUGUAGAUAUAGAUGCGCGAUCCAUUGAUAUGGGGCUGAUCAACAGGCUAGCAUUGGACUCGGAAAUCAACAGUAUGAUUCAGAAGAAUCAAUUCACAAAUCAACUGCUUUACUGCAAGAAUAGAUCGUCGUCAAUUUUCACCGACAGUUCGGAUGAUAUAAGCUCGCUGGCUGGGUCAGAUUCGCUACUGUGGGAUGAUCGGUCGUUUACAACGAUACCCAAUGCACGAUCGGCCCAAAUUGCCAAAAUAGUUGAAUAUUUUGAACGGAAAGGUCAAACCUUCAAACCAUUCACAGUACCUGACUCGGCUCUCGGAUUCUCCGCGGGUCAAUCCGGCUCGUCAGCCUCGUCUACAUCAUCGUCCACAUCCGGUGCACACCACCCAUAUCAGUAUCACCAUCUUCAUCGAGGUAACGGAACCACUGCUGCAGAUUCGGCCAGACGAGCAUCGAACGGUUACUGCAAAUUCACCUCGGCGGAGCUUCGUCAACGGUCGGAGUAUGAAGCGUUCUGCUUGGAUCUGGAACGGAGACAAUCGUCUGCAGCCAGUGUGCAACAGCAGUACCACCAUCUGCAACAGCCGCAACAACAGCACCAUCGCUUGAACAAUAUUUGCGAGGGAAAUGUUCGGUCGAAGCUUCAACUGUUUGAUAAACUGAAGCAGCAAAAUGGCGCCGUUGCAUCUCCACCGCAGUCGACAAAUACAGGAAGUAAUAGCAGUAUAAACAGUGGCAACGGGAUGACAACGUCCGGUGGCAGUGGUAACGUUAGUAACGGUAAUUGUCCUUAAUGCCAUCGAUUUGAGUAAAUAAUAAAAUGUGUACGAUGGAACUCUUGGAUUGUAAAGGAAGUCAAGGCAUUGCAACGACCUAUAUUCGUUUGAGUUUAUUAUUUUUUCAUCUUAUGGCUCUAAAGACCUGAAAACCUAAACUCAAUUGUUCGUUAUAGUUGUAAUCAAACAUAGAAUCAUUCUAAAGCGGUUUGAUGGUUUAGGUUUUUUUUUCAGAAGGGUUUGUCGACCAGCUUAAUUUUUAUUACCGAAAUUCGGACAGUCAAUUAACUCGGCAAUUAAAAAAAAUGAUCGGCUGUGCGAGCUUUUGCGGAUCUGGUACGGUUGGCAUAAUCGCUAUGAUUCGACAUAUGUUUGAACCAAGAGUUAAUGUAAAAUCUAUGAAUAUUCCUUCUUUUAAUUGAUGCUCGUUCUUUAACAAAAUCAAAAAUGUUCUGCCGUGGCAUUUUAGCGCAUGGAAGAACUGCUCAUAUAUGGAAGAAGGAAAAAGCUGCUUCAACAGUUAGUUAAAGCUUAUACCUAUCUAAACAUAUUCUAAGCGCUCUCGCACAAUGCAUGAGCAUUUAAAAAAGGGAAUGUUUCCUUCUUUGCUACAUAUUUGAAGAAAGGAACAUUCUCUUCUUUAUGAAAUUUACUCCCUUUUUUAUUAAAUAUUCGAAGAAGGAAAUAUUUCCAAAAGUCACUAAAACAACAAUUCUAUGGGAAAAACGAGCAGUAAUGAAAAGAAGGAGUAGGUAACUUUGGUUGCAAAUUAUCUUUUAGUUCUACGAUUUGUAAAGAUUAUGCCCAAUAUCUGUUAUGCCAGACUUCAUAUUGUCAAAUGUCCCAGAACCGUAUGCCUAUGCCUAAACAUAAUUCCUUAAAUCAAAACAUAACAAAAGGUCGUCCAGUUUGAUCAAUUAAAAUAGAACAAUCUGCUAUCUGUCCGUUUUAUUCGAAUUCCACAAAUUGGUAACAAAAGUUUGACAUCUACCGAGUAGAAUCUGAAUGACUACUACUUUCCUUUGAUAUUGUCUUCACUUCAGUUCAGGGUAGUAUAUUCUAAACUAUUCCAUCCAAAUUCAAUGUUUUUGAUAGUAAACAAACUAUCCCGAUAUCGUUGUUAUCGUCUAGUGAGAGAACAAAUCACGCAUGAAUAGAAGCAAAAAGUCACUUACAUUGGAUCUAAAGGGUUGAAAUCGCAAAACUAACUAAAAUUACUACAAAAGCGUCCAAUUCAAUAUGAUUGUCUCAAAGAAGUAAAUCUGUGAGCAAUAAAUAUACACAAAAUUCAAAAGUAUUCAAAGAAAUAAAAUGUUAUUAGUGUUACAAUUGUUAACCAUGAAAAUGCACAAACUUUUUGUUUCCCUUCAGAGCAAGUUUGUAGCUACUCAAGUAACUAAAUGGCAUCAUUCAUUGACACAAUCGUGUAGCAGACAACAAAAAGACCCCAGCGCAACAUUGCAUAACAAAAAAAAAAUAAGAGAAAUGUUCGUACACAACAUUAAAGGCCUUAUAUUUUCAUAAACGACAAACAAUUGAAUUGAUACACAACUAACAAGUGCAAGAGAUCACAUGUUUACUAAAGUGCAAACAGACACAACCACAUUGUAGAUAAAAUAUACAUUUACGAUUAGGGAAACGAGUUUUGUUUUCUUUUGUAGCCAAAAUUAUACACAAUAACCAAUCGGAAUCAAUGAUGGAUGGAAAAAAAAUCAUUUAUCACUCAAUUAUUAGAGUACGAUACCAACAUAUGAACAUACGUUUGAAACUUUUUGACGUCCAUUUAAGAAGUGAAAAGAAUAGAGAUCAUACGUUUAACUUAUAAGCUGAAAAGUACUAUAUGUAGUUGCAAAUGCAGACACGUUUAUUAAAAUCGAGAAAGCAACUAAUGCCAAAAUAUUCUACCCAGAAGUUUGACCUUCAUCCAACGUCAAAUCAUCCAGUCGUCUUCCCCAUUCACCAUUGCAAGAGAAGCCAAGCUAAUGUAGAACUGGAAUAAAGUCUGCUCACUUCUUCCAUUUCCAGUUGCCAAUUUUCUGUCUAACCUUAGCACCCUCAUCCAACAUGAAAGAACAUCAGGAACAAGCAAACCUUACAAUAGCUUUAACAGUAUUUUACGUUCCUAGAAGUUUGUACUACAGGAUCAAUUCAUAAGUAAAGAAAUAGAGCACACAAUACAUUAAAAAAAGCUUAGCGAUAACCUUCGCGUUCACACCGAGGUUAGGCGAUAGACAAAAUCAACGCAUACCUAUACAAUCAAAUCUUGAAGCACCUUUAGUAUCAUUUAUAGAAACCGUUCAGUAUCACAACCAUAUCUUUUAUCUUAUCUCACUGUAACUAUGUUUCUUUUUGUUUGUAGAAAAAUAUUAGCUUUAUAUUGCAACAUUAUACAUUUUUCCCCCAAUCGCAUGGUAAGUUGUAAUGAAAUGGGCAUAACUGCAAUACUAGCUCGUAGUACUGUAUUAAAUUUACGUUACAAUAGACUAGGAUUCUUCAUUACUAGCUAGUAUUUUUUUUUAUCAAGCAUAUCAACUGAGAUUAAGUUUGCUGUAAAGGGGACUAUUCUUUUACUGUAAAGCAGCAUUAAAUCGUACUUGUCAUUUUGUAGCAUAUCCCUUAGUAGACCCUUCUCGUACUACUCUUUGUAGCUAUUUAUUUUGUCUUCUUUGAACAAAUUGUGUAAAAAGGGAAGGAAUUUAUGUUUACCACUGAAAGCUAGCUUAAGUUUAUUGCCGCAAUGAUAUGUAGAUACGCUUUUCACGACUUUAUUUUUGUUUUCCGUGAUUAUAAAACUAGGCAAACAUUAAACACUGCACAAAACAGAAAUAGAUUAACGCAAGUAUGGUUUAAGUCAGACAGUUUUAGUGUUCCUUAUUUAUUUUUUUUUAACCGAAGUAGUUUUUGUGUUUACAGCACUAAACAAAAGCGAGUGGAAAGUACUAAUAAUAAUGAGUGGGAACAGAAAAUGUCCCUCUUAUGGUGGAGUGUUACGGAAAUUCACAGAAACGUAAUUCAAGCCAAAUUGAAACAAAAUGUAAUUUGAUACCUUACAAAUCGUGGCUAAACAAAAGUAGAUCACAUUAUUUUAUCAGAGAAAAAAAAAAAAGUAUUGUAAUCAUCCCAUUUCCCGUCUGAUUGAACUGAUAGAGCCAAGUAUGCAAACAAAUUUUAAAAAGAAAGGUGACACCUCAUGAUGGUUUCACCUGCUCACUUCCGUGUACGUUGUGAAUGCAACAUUGAUUCACUAAAUUCAUUUAAAAUCCAUAAGACUCCCACGGGAAUGCUGCAGAUGUUACUCUGUGUAAAUUAAUCACACAAAAUUUACCAAGACAAGUCAUUCACACUUAUGGAGAUCGCUGAUUAGAAAAAAAGGAAACGAUUGUAUAUGUACAUACAAAACUAUAUGCGAUGAGAAACAUGGAAAUAUUUAUAAUUUGAAAAAGGAAAUAU